AUGCCAAUCCUUGUCCAUUUCACCCACAAACAACAACUUCUAAAGCCCGCAUUUGUGAUCAAUUUCUCAAGAAAGAAGUUUGGAUUUCCAUAUUUGAAAACCACUUUAUAUCAGAAGUUGUCAAUCAGCGAUCGAGUUCAAAUUUUGUUCAUGAAAAGAGUGGAAAAUGGGGAAAUGGAGGAAUUGGAGCCGGAGGAAUGGGAAGAUUUGAAGUUUACCAAAGAUCAGGAAGUUGUAGUUGUACUUGGAGUUGAUGACAUGGCUACUGUAUGUUUUUUGCUUAUAUUUUUCGAAAUUUAGUCAACUGGUAGGGUAAAUUUGACCCGAAGCAAAGCCAUAAAACAUUAUAAAAUACUCCCUCUUUAAGUUCCCAAUUUUGCCGACCAAUCCAAAGACUGUCAACCUCCGUAAUCGAAAGGCAUUCCAUGAACAACUUGAUGUCAUCAAGUAUAAAAUUGGAGAGCGUUUGAGUGCCAAGGAUCCGAAUCAAAGCAGAAUCGACUGUUUCCUCAGCAGCAGCUUCAAUUUGGAUUUCUGUGAAUCUGACAUUGAAGAGAUUCCAGGGCCGGUCACAAGAUCCAAAAAUAAUGUUGAUUGCUGUUGCCAAACGAAUGAUGAAGAUGUUGAAGAUGAAACAGAAAACUAUCAAGAGAUGCUGGAGGAAGAAUAUGUUCGGUCGAAGGGUUUGGUAAGGCUUUGGGACAGGUUUGAUUACCUAUGCGAUUUACUCGAACUUCCAAGAGGAAAGAUGAGCAAGAUCCCGUAGAAACAACGUCAAUUUUUGGUCCAAAUCUCCGCCAAAAUUAAAUAAUUUCUCAUGCGUUUUAUGACGAAAAGUUUCGGUCUUAUAAAUUUAUGAUAAAGAAGCUCUGCGUUUCCCAAAAAAAAAUUUUGAACGCCAAAUUGACAAAGAUAUCAGCAAAAUUUUUUUUCUCUCUGACCGCCCUCCACGUUUCUCACACUCUUUUUCUAAACAUGGCUCCUUUGCAGCCGUGCUUUCUCUCGCUCUCAAAGGUUUUUGAAUAUACACUGUCAUCUAACGUAAAGCACGAACAAAAAUUUUCAAAAACAGAAAUGUUGCCUGAGGCAUGCAAAAAUUUUAUUUUUCAGGGAAGACCCCGUCGUUUGCCAAAGCUGACCGCCGAACAAAUUUCCGAACAAAACGCAUUGAAGCAGCUGAAUCUGAUGCAAAUCAUUGAGAACUCCAAGGAUAGUGUCUACCUUCUCCAUGCCAUGAAACAGAAAUGGAACGAUGACAGGUUCUACCUCGCAUUGAGCGGCUGUUUAGCGACGUUGAUUUUUACUAGGACGUAAGUUUAUCAUUAUUUGAACCUUUUAUGAUUACUUAUUGUAAACUAAAUGUUCCAGAAGGACUCUGCGAACUAAAACUCAAGUCUAUGACGUCAUCGCCGACUACUUGGAAGAGCAUCCUCAUCUGGACAUUCGAUGUCUUUUGGGGCCCAUUUCUUCGCGACUCUGCACCAGAUUAUACUACAUGAGAACUAAUAUUGCACAUACCUAA
Bursaphelenchus xylophilus (pine wood nematode) is the source of this 1522-nucleotide messenger RNA. Lineage: Eukaryota; Metazoa; Nematoda; Chromadorea; Rhabditida; Aphelenchoididae. The record is from the annotation of a GenBank genome assembly.